AUGACACCCGAUGACCGAUUCCCGGGUGUUCGCAGCUCGGCAAGACCACCGUCCACACCGUCCACCGCACUGGCUGCGGAAACACCGGCCAAAGGGGCCGGGAACCGAGAGUGCAGCACACACGAGGCACUGGCAGCGGUCAUCUUUGUUGGACAACUGUUUUCUCUCGUGCCCAUCACCGGUUACGGCCGGAACAGUGAUCCGCGAACCGUCCGGAUGCGCUACCGUUCCGUUCAGUUCGUGUACGGCUGUGUCACUCUCGGUCUCAUGUUGACACUUAUCGCGAUGCUCGCUGCGUACACGGUCGAUCAGCCCUCGUUCGGUGUACAGGAAGCCUCGUCACUCGUGUACUACGCCAUCAUCGUGUUUUUCAUGGUCGAACUAAUGCUGCUGGCCCGCAACUGGUGCAACAUAAUGGGCCGCUGGUACGUCGAUGAGUUGCCGUUCCGGAGUGAACCGUAUCAACCACCGGCUCGCUCGCUCCCAUUCCACCAUAAGGUGCGCCUAAUCGCGUUCAGCGUGAUGUUUUUUGCUUUCGUUGAGGACACACUCAACUUCCUGUCGGCCUAUAAGUUGAACGAGCUCCACAUACGCUACUGUCCGCAUCGGAGCGGAUUUUGGAAGAAUUUCUUCCACCGUGAACAUCCGUACGUGUUGCGCGCCAUCCCGUACCAUGCGGUACUCGGUUGGACGAUCGAGCUGACGAUGCGGAUCGCCAAGUUCACCUGGCACUAUGUGGACGUGUUUAUCAUCUGCCUCAGCCUUGGACUUCAGCGUCGGUUUGUGCAGUUUAACGAGCGGCUGGAACGGCUCGAGGGCCAACCGCAAACGCAGGGCGUCUGGCGUGGACUUCGGCUCGACUUUGUGCGUCUGUCCGAGCUGGUCACCUUCGUUGAUGAGCGCUUCUCGAAGCUGAUACUGUUCAGCUGCGCCAACGAUAUGUUCUUCAUCACCGUGCAGCUGUUCAACAGUUUCGACCUUAAACCGACCACUGUGACGACGAUAUACUUCUGGUAUUCGCUCGGAUUUCUCAUCUGUCGCUGCUUUCUCAUGCUGUUUGUCGUAUCCUCGAUCAGCCGAGCCUCGGAACGUCCGCUGGAAACAUUGCGUCGCUUUCCCAGCUCAAACUGGAACCUGGAUCUAAGGCGCCUUUGUGACGCAGUGGCCACCUCCGAGAAUGCCCUGUCCGGCAAGAGGUUCUUCUUCGUCCGAAGACCAUUAAUACUGGCGAUGGCCGGUACGAUCAUCACUUACGAGCUGGUUUUGCUAGAUCAGGUGAAGAAAACUCCCGACACGACGAGGGACUGCACAUUUUAA
This is a messenger RNA of Anopheles marshallii, 1317 nucleotides long. RefSeq names its product gustatory receptor for sugar taste 64a-like. The record is from RefSeq and is a predicted model, not a curated record. Gene Ontology annotation, biological process: sensory perception of sweet taste; detection of chemical stimulus involved in sensory perception of taste. Lineage: Eukaryota; Metazoa; Arthropoda; Insecta; Diptera; Culicidae. The coding region runs from base 1 to 1317 and encodes 438 amino acids. Gene Ontology annotation, molecular function: sweet taste receptor activity. Gene Ontology annotation, cellular component: membrane. The transcript has 4 exons.